Molecule: messenger RNA, 2630 nt
Organism: Amorphotheca resinae ATCC 22711
Lineage: Eukaryota; Fungi; Ascomycota; Leotiomycetes; Helotiales; Amorphothecaceae
Exons: 4
Coding region: 100-2502 (800 amino acids)
Cellular component (GO): cytoplasm
Source: RefSeq, a predicted model, not a curated record
GAACACGACUAGACGCGACUGAAUUCACAUGAGACUUUCCUCAGGCAAAGCAAACCGCGUUCACUUGGUCUCUCGGGCUCAGUGAGCCACGUUUGCGCCAUGGUGAGGGCGGAUUUGACUCGAGACUACUACGGGGAUCUUGAGAUCUCUCCAAAUGCAGAUGUCAAUGAUAUUAAGAAACAGUUCAAGAAACUAGCGCUCUUGUACCACCCAGACCGCAACCCGGGACGUGAAAGCGAGGUCACUGCUAGAUUUCAAAAGAUCCAGUCGGCACAUGAAGUGCUCACAGAUGCUCACGAACGUGCAAAGUAUGAUGCAAACCGCCCUCGACCUAGCAACACCUACCGAACAGGAGGGAACCCGCGAGGAAAUCCUUGGUCUAAUGUCGCUUCGCAAUAUCCCCCACCACCCAAACCUCCUACAGCUCGCCGACCUCCACCACCCUCUGCCGGAGCUCAACGCUAUAAGAAUUUUGAGACACCUAGGCAGUCUGCAAAUAAGACAGCACAGGAGGGAGCCGAAGCUAGGAGAAGCACAUAUGAAGCAUGGGAGAGAAUGAGAGAGAGAGUCCCCCCACAUGGGUCGGGUUCCGCAUUCAGCGGAGCUGGCCCAAUACCCAAAGGAACACCCAGACCGACCCGAGAUGAGACUGGCCGUUCAAAGAAUCCCUCGGGAACCAAAUCGCGCCCCGUAUCUGGCGAAUUCCAAUCAAGUCCUCAUAGGAGAGCCACUAGCCAAACUUCGUCAAAUCGAAAAGGGUUCAUGCCAAACACACCAGGUGGAGAUGAACCUGCUGCACCAAGAGGUGCUUAUUUUACACAACGCGAUAGGUCUGCUCAAGUUCCACCUCCAAGAGAUGCCGGCGCUUCUACGUAUGAGCGGCCCCCAGUUGACCCAUUGGGGCAAUUCAGAGAACGGGUUGACGUUGCAUUUGAGCCUCGUCAAAGUACACCCUAUGCCACACACGGGGGAGAAAAGUUCAACCCUUUCGAAAGUGCUAACAUGAGCAGAUCAAAGAGCACUCGUGUACCAUCUAAUCGAUAUUCGUCAAAUGAUAUGCCAAGAGUUGGUUCCGAUUCAAAGCUGAACUCCCCUCCCCGACCUCAUUCACAAGAAACCCCUGCGGGAGCCUUCAAACCGGCAUUCGUUGCUCCGGAUUCUGAUGACUCUAGUUCCGAUGAUGCGCCUAAACUCAGAACCAAAACGCCUCGCCGGGCUCCAGCCUUUGCAAGCGCAUCACAAACCUUUGCAAAUGCUGGGAACACCAGGUCUACUCCUCCCAAGACCGGUCAGUUCAGCACAACAUCUAUGUUUAGUCAGCCGAUGGCAGAUGGAACAAAUGAAUCGCAAAAACCACAUGAACCUUCUGCUGCUACGGAUAAGAGCAAUACCAAGUCUGAUAACGGCCCUUCAAUAUUCUCCUUCAAACUCGAUCCCGAUACCUUCAAACGCACGGCCCCUUCAAGUUUCAGACCUCAUAGUACCGAAUCCAUCAACACAAAAUUCACACCAGAAGAUUGGCAUGCAACAUUUGAGGCAAGCCAUUUUAUACCCGAGCAGAAAACAGCGAAUCUGGCACAUCGUCCACGUGCACAGUCGGGCAGCCGCUCAAGAGGAAGAUCGCCUACCAAGGUCCGACCCACUGAUUCGAACUUCACCCAAGCGCAGGCCGAGCCAGAACCACCAGUUUUCCCCCGUGGUGCUAAGUUUUCUCAAGCCGAAUGGGCUGGAACUUUCAAACCUCAAACCUUCAUGCAACCUCCAGUCACUCCUAUAGUCAAACCAACCAUGGCCCAGCGCCCAUCCAGAAGACGAGUUCCUAGACCAACGAUGGGCACUGCUGCAGUCGUUGAUGACGGAGACACGUCGGACGAACCUAUUUUCCAAGGUCGCAAACAGUCCGCAACCGCGGCUCCACCCGCAACCGCUGCACCAUCAAGCCCUGAUGCAAUGGAUGUCGAUAUGCCUCCUGCGGCCUCAGCCUCAACCCCUGCGCCAAAUGCCAGUGAAGGAAUGGGAGCAAAGGUCAACUCUGAGGCUCCGAAGCGUGCCGCUGCAACAAGUCAACCUCCAACGGAUACCGAGUCCCUCAAAGUAAAUUUUGAAGACCUGAAGAUUCAGGAUUUAAUCUCCAAUAUGGAUCUACCUACCCCCCCGGUUGCACCACAAAUUCCCGCCGCCCUCCUGCCUCCUACGAAAGAGACCUACAGCGCGUACGAGGAGAAAUUCAAGACCUACAUGCGUGAGUGGGAUCUGUUCUCUACUCGCAUGAUGUUGCAUUUGGUGGCAAGAAAGAAUCAGAACGAUACCCUUGGCGCGACAAGAUGGAUGAAUGGUGAAGGUAUUAAGUUUUACAGAAAGGGCUUACAGGAGGACAUUGCGGUGCUUCAGUGGUGGGAUGGUGCAUGCCAACAGCAUGGAGAGAAUAUGAAGCAACACCAGGUGCUGAUGGAAGGGAUGACAGAGACCGAGGAGAGGCCCCGGAAGAAGACGACGCAUUAACCCCUCAAUGCUCGAUUUGAUUUAGGCUUUCUUCUCUUUGGCAGUUAAAGAUUGUUAUCCCUUGGAUGGACAACAAAAAAAGACAAGAAAGAAAUUUUAGAGCAGAAAGACAGAGGAAGGAAGGGAUG